AUGGCGUUGCACUACAUAUUUGACGCAACAAUAAACGACUACUCUUUUGUUUCGCAGGUGGCUCAGCGAAUUAACGCGGACAUGCACAGAGCUUUAGAUGCUGCAGUGGCCAAGUUUGAAGCCGGAGACAUUACUGGCGUCGUUGAACUCGAAGGUUUAAUCUCCGUGAACCGCCUCUGCCACAAGCUGCUGAGCCGCUACCUGACGCUGGACGACUUCGAGGCGAUCCUCCGCGAGAGCGAUCACGGGGUGCUGGCUCCGUACGGCAGGAUCACUCUGCACGUCUUCUGGGAGCUUAAUUUCGAUUUCUUGCCGAAUUAUUGUUAUAAUGCUGCCACCGAUCGAUUUGUUAAAUGCCGCGGUAUACAGUUCGCCGCAAACGUGUCGCGCGAGAAGCCCCAGCAAUAUGGCCACGCUUUACUCUGGGGCUCUAAACAACUGUCUUUGGCGUACUCAGCGCAAUACGCACAGUACAAUGGGUUCGUGGGAGCUCAGCACCUCCACGCCCUGGUGCGGCUGCUGGGCUACCAGGGAGUGGCGGUGGUGGUGUCGGAGCUGCUGGACGUGGCGCGGGGCCUGCUGCACGGGACCAUCGCGCAGUUCACGCGGGCCUUAGCCGCGGCCAUGCCACGACACUGCAAGCUGCCGCGGUACGAUUAUGGAUCUAAUGGUGUGCUUGGCUACUACCACGCCCAGCUGACUGACAUAGUCCAGUACCCUGAUGCGAAGACGGAGCUGUUCCACGCGUUCAGAGAACUUGGCAAUAUAAUACUCUUCUGCAUGCUUAUUGAACAGGCUCUCAGUCAAGAGGAAGUGACAGAUUUAUUGCACGCGGCACCAUUCCAAAAUAUACUUCCUCGACCAUUCGCUGCUGAGGGAGAGAAACCGGAGACAAAGCAGAAACGUCUAGAAGCUAAGUACGCCGCGCUGCAGAUAGUUCAGAACGUGGAUAAAUAUGGAACUGCUAAGCAAGGCCAGUUGGCCCGCGAGGGCGACCUGCUGACCCGCGAGCGCCUGUGCUGUGGACUGUCGCUGUUCUCCGUGGUGCUGCGGCGGCUCCGCACCUGCCUGUCCGCCCCCCCAUGGCCCGCCCCACCAGCACCCCCCCACCACGCGCCGCUACACACUGACGACACGCACGAGUUCCACCGGCUGUGGUCAGCUCUCCAGUUCUUAUACUGCAUCCCAGUAGGAGAGACCCAGUUCACCGUCGAGGAGAUGUUUGGCGAGGGCCUGCACUGGGCGGGCUGCACCAUCAUUGCCCUGCUGGGCCAACAGCGCCGGUUUGAAGCUCUGGACUUCUGCUAUCACAUCCUCAGGGUACAACGGGUCGAUGGGAAGGAUGAAAUGGUCAAAGGAAUCCCGCUCAAGCGCAUGGUGGACCGCAUCAGGCGCUUCCAGGUCCUAAACUGCCAGAUCUUCUACGUGCUGGCGCGACACCUCGCGGCCGAGGACGAGCGCGCCGGCGUAGAACACGUGCGCUGCUUCCCGCCCCCCACCGCCCCCCACCACGCCCACUAG
Arctia plantaginis is the source of this 1521-nucleotide messenger RNA. NCBI's taxonomy places the organism in Eukaryota, Metazoa, Arthropoda, Insecta, Lepidoptera, Erebidae. The record is from the annotation of a GenBank genome assembly.